Pundamilia nyererei is the source of this 6324-nucleotide messenger RNA. RefSeq names its product macrophage stimulating 1 receptor a (gene mst1ra). The record is from RefSeq and is a predicted model, not a curated record. The transcript is spliced from 21 exons. Bases 145 to 4260 code for a protein of 1371 amino acids. Lineage: Eukaryota; Metazoa; Chordata; Actinopteri; Cichliformes; Cichlidae. Gene Ontology annotation, cellular component: plasma membrane; signaling receptor complex. Gene Ontology annotation, molecular function: ATP binding; protein binding; transmembrane receptor protein tyrosine kinase activity. Gene Ontology annotation, biological process: positive regulation of kinase activity; cell surface receptor protein tyrosine kinase signaling pathway; multicellular organism development.
GGAAUGGGGGAAUUCAGUGCCAGUGUAAACUCAUUGAUAGAGGUAUUCAGUCGCUGUCAGAGCUCCCGCUGGUUCUCCAGAAUGUUUUCUUUGAGAAAACUGUCUUAUAGGUAGCAUUUAUUCACAGCAGACCAUAAAGUGGAAAUGGUCAGUUUGACUGCCUUGUUGACAGUAUGGAUAUGGAUGCUAUCACAAACUGCCUUGGGGCAGCACACAUGUCCUUCUACACCUCAGAGUUCCAUAGAUUUCACUGUAACAUAUUCCCUCCCCCAGUUCCAAACCCAGAAACCAAUACAGAACAUUGCAGUGAACCCGGAUAAUGAACAAGUUUACAUUGGAUAUCAGAAUGCGGUAGUGGGAGUCAACAGUUCUAUGAAUAAAAUAUGGGAGGUGAAAACUGGACCUAUAGGCAGUCCUGAUUGUGAAACCUGUCUGGCAUGCGAUGUAGAAGUUCAACCUGAGGACCCAGUGGAUACAGACAACGAGAUUCUGCUUUUGGAUCCUGCUCUAAAUCUAGUUCCAUACUUGUACAUUUGUGGAAGUACUCGGUAUGGGAUCUGUUACUUUACUGACAUUACCCUUGAAGCUCCUGCACCUCAAUGUUUAUACACAAAAAAAAGGAACUCUCCAACCUACUGUCGUGACUGUGUGGCCAGCCCAUUUGGUACCAAGGCCAUGAUCGCUGAAGAUGGGCAGACAUCAUACUUCUUUGUUGCAGCCUCUGUCAAUGACAGAAUAACACAGACGUACCCAAGGAGGUCAUUAUCAGUGCUGAGGCCACUUUCAACUGAAGAUGGCUUUGACAUGGUCACAAACGUGACAGUGCUUCCUGGACUACGUGACUCUUACAGCAUUAACUACAUCUACAGUUUCUCUGCCAAGGAUUAUGUCUACUUUCUUUCCUUGCAGAGGGAAAAUCCCUACAAAAACGAUUCAGCUUUUCAGACUCGUCUGGGACGACUGUCUAUUUCUAAUCCAGAGAUGUGGAUGUACAGAGAGCUUAUUUUGGAGUGUCGGUACGAGCCAAAGCGCAGGAGAAGAAGGACAGGGACUUUCAAGGGUACUGUUUAUAAUGGAUUACAGGCAGCACAUUUCGGGCAAGUUGGGAAGGACUUGGCUGAUGAGCUGAGGGUAGCUAAGGGAGAAAAUGUUUUGUAUGGGGUGUUCGCGGAGGUAAACAAGCAUGGCCAGCCUCAGAAGAACUCAGCCCUCUGUGCGUUUCCUUUAACUAAAAUAAACCAAGAAAUCGAGGCUGGUGAGGAGGCCUGCUGUAAGUCAAGUACAGAGCAGCUAUCCAGAGGUCUCUGCCACUUCCAGCCAUGUGAGAACUGCCCACAUGAAAACUCUGAUAGCAGAUGCACUGAUCAGCCCACUCUGGUGUCAAAGCCAUACUACAGAGUCGAUCUCUUCAACAGUGAGAUGAGAAAUGUACUGUUUACUUCAGUUCUGGUGAACACGAUUGAGACUCAUACGGUGGGCCAUUUUGGCACGUCAGAUGGGAGGAUACUCCAGGUGAUUCUAAGUUCCUAUAACCAUAUUAUUUUUGCCAACUAUUCACUGGGAGAGACUGCAGUUUCGAGGAACGCAGCUGUGUACUCUGAGGAUUCACUUCUCUUUGUGGUUGGAAAUAAGAUGUUCAGGGUGCCUUCUACAGGACCAGGGUGUGCACAUUUUAAGACGUGCCCCAUGUGUUUGAACGCUCCGUUUUUCAUGAACUGUGGCUGGUGUUCGGGAAUCUGCUCAAGGCAGGAGGAGUGUAGCUCACAGUGGAACAAAAAGUCUUGCGGACCCAUCAUAACAGAGUUUUUUCCUAAAAUGGUCCCUGCUGGUGGUGUGACUGAAGUGACGCUGUGCGGAUCAGAAUUUCAGUCUGUUCUGCGGCCGCCCAUCAUCAGCGGCAAAACCCACAUCGUUACUGUGGGCUCGGGGACCGUGUGUGAUGUCCUGCCUGAAAAGAGCAAUAGUAACAGACUGGUGUGCAAAAUCAGGGAAGAGACACCAAACCAGGGACUCAACAUCACUCUGGAAGUGAAUGAGGGAGAGGUGGAGGGCAUUUUCUCAGUUGAAGGCACAGCUCAGAUUUCUGGCUUGUCAUUUGUGACACCCAGCAUAACAGAAAUCAAGCCUGAUUACGGGCCCUUGUUUGGAGGAACAGUGGUUACAUUAACAGGCAGAUAUCUUAACACAGGAGUAACAAGAAAUGUCAAAAUUGGAGAUAAAAACUGCACCAUUCAAAAUGUUUCUGAAGGAAAGGGGACUUUGUCUUCAAUCGUCUGCCACACAGAAGCUGCUGAGGCUGUUGGGGAACUACCUGUGAAAGUCAUUAUUGACAGCCUUCAAGUGAAUGACACUAAGAUGUUUUCCUACAAGAAUAAUCCUGUUAUAAACUCUGUGUUUCCGAAUUGCAGUUUCCAAAGAGGCUCCAAGCUGGUGAUAGAAGGUCAGAAUCUUGAUGUUGCUAACAAAAUUGUGGUUGAGUACACUCUGAAAUCUCACUUCAGUGAGCGUCUUCAACGGGUUUGCAGUGGCACAAGAAAUGCCACACACAUGGAGUGCUGGGUUCCUGCUUUUCCAGAACAAAUUCCAGAUACCAUUUUUAAAACUGGAGUGCUUUCUAUUCACAUAGAUGGGGAAAAUGACGCCUGGAAAAGUAACUUUUCCUACUACCCUAAUGCCCAAGUCAUUCCCUUUGAAAAUGAUGACAGUAUAUUACUUCUAAAACCAGGAGAGGACGAGGUUUCACUGCAUCAUAAAAAAUUGGAUGCAGUACAAACAUGUAUGAAGAUCACAAUGACCAUUGGUGAUGCGGUCUGCAAAGCGCAGGUUUUGCAAAAUGAGCUGACCUGCAGGAUUCCUAAAGGCCUGGUUGUUCCCAGCAACGGGCUGCCUGUUAGGGUGUUUGUGAACCAUGACGUUUAUGAUAUGGGUACAGUGCUCUUUGAUGACAGCUUCAACAACAAUGCGAUUGCAGGCAUUGUCCUGGGCAUCAUUGCCGCACUGGUAGUAGGAGCUGCCCUUGCAUUAAUUGUUAUGAUUAAUUUAAGGAAAAAAAAGAGAGCCACCAUAGAGAAUCGCUUAUCAGCGAUGAUGUCACAUAAUCUACACCUGAGCAACAAUAAUUCUUCUUCUCCAACAGAUGACUACAGACAGGAUCUUUACUAUCAAACUUCAGGUUCAGCAGGACUGGCUUUCCAGGGUUUAUUGUACAGUGCCAGCUCUGAUCAUCUAUCUGUUCCUUUGAUGCCACGAGACAAUAUCUCAAUGGUUAGCCUGAAUUCCAAUAUUCUUGAAGAGGUCAAAGAUGUGCUAAUCCCACCUGAGAUGCUCUCAAUUGAGGAUAGUCAGAUUAUUGGCAAAGGUCACUUUGGGACAGUUUAUCAUGGAUACCUGUUAGACAGCAACAAGAAAGAAAUCCACUGUGCUAUUAAAUCACUGAACAGGAUAACAGAUUUCCAGGAAGUAGACCAGUUCCUCAGAGAGGGGAUCAUUAUGAAAGGCUUUAACCACCCUAACAUACUGUCACUGUUGGGUAUCAUGCUGCCCAAAGAAGGGCUCCCCCUGGUGGUUCUGCCAUAUAUGAAGCAUGGAGAUCUGCGCCAUUUCAUCCGUUCUAAGAACAGGAAUCCAACAGUGAAAGACCUGAUUGGGUUUGGUCUUCAGGUUGCCAGGGGAAUGGAGUACUUAGCCCAAAAGAAAUUUGUUCACAGAGACCUGGCUGCGCGUAACUGCAUGCUGGAUGAAAACUUCACAGUAAAGGUUGCUGACUUUGGUAUGGCAAGAGACGUCUAUGCCAAGGAGUACUACAGCAUUCAAGAUCACAAAAGGGUGAAGCUCCCUGUAAAGUGGAUGGCCAUCGAAAGCCUGCAAACACAGAAGUUCACAACCAAGUCUGAUGUUUGGUCAUAUGGCAUCUUACUGUGGGAGCUGUUAACCAGAGGUGCUAGCCCGUAUCCAGAGGUGGACCCCUAUGACAUCACGCAGUACUUGUUGAAGGGACGUCGGCUUCUGCAGCCACAGUAUUGCCCAGACACCCUCUAUGUAAUCAUGCUGGCGUGUUGGGACCCGGAGCCUGAGUGUAGACCUACCUUCCAUAGCUUGGCUACCGAAGUGCAGCGCAUCCUGUCCAAUCUGAAAGGAGAGCACUACAUCAGUUUGAAGGUUACCUACGUCAACUUAGACCAGCCAAGGCCUUACCCCUCCCUAGUUGGAAGUGAAGCCACAACCUCAGACUUGGACACAGACUCUAAUGGUAGCAGCUGAAGGUGCAAUGACACAAAGCUCUUUGGCAGGAUCACGGCAUCCAGAGUUGGAAAACAUACAAGAGAAAAGGACAGCUUAUAAAAAAUUUUAUGUGUAUAAACCCGAGCACGCUGAACAUUUUGCUACUGAUUUAUUUGACACUGUAGGCAUUAUAAACUCUAACUGGAGGGAAAAACCCCACUGGAAGAUUCAUACUGGUUACUAAAUGUUUUUUGUGACAAAAUAGAAGCAGCAUGCUGACUUAUUUUCUAUAACACGAGCGUGAAUGAGACAAAAUGAAUGUAAAAUAGAGCCUUGUUCUUAGACUUGCAGAACAGGGUUGAGUGGUACGUACAUGGUGUUAUUCACACAUAUAGUACGUGUCUCUAAAUGUCUCUAAAUCAGUACCUUAAACUUUGGGGGCAUAUGAACAGUGACUUGUGCUCAGGGGUUAACAGUUUUCAUAUUUGCACCACAAUUGUUUUGCCAUAUGGGCUAACUUAAAUUGUUUUAUUUAGGUCUGUAGCAUGUAGAUUUAAAAAGAAUACAUGUGUGCAUCUUACAUCACACAUGUAAAAUAACUCAGUCGACACAAAUUUGGAGCCGCUCAUACAAAAAAAGCUCUGGGCCCAGAGUUAUGAAAGUGAGCUUUUUGUCCUGUGUGGAAACACAUCCAUGCUUGUAAUUAUCACUAGAGGGCAACAAAUGCCUUAUUCUGAAGAAAACUUGAGUUGCUGGUGCAGUGAUGUUCUGCACUACAGCAGUCGUCUCCACACAAAGGUGCCGCACAAUCGGUACAACUAUAUUUAACUAAACCUCAGAGAACCAGAUUCACAGUUUCACUGAGUGAAUGUAACACAUUACGGUCUUUUCAUUUCAAUCAGCAAAAUGUAACCUGCAAAGCAUUUUGAUGAAUUUCUGUGUCUUUUGCUUUUAAUUAAAAUAAUCUCCAUAGUACAUAGGACAUUCGAAGGUCAUUUAUUAUAUGGGCACUGAUUUUAAUCUUCUAUACUGACGCUGUAAUGUGGUUUCAAACUGAUAGUUUAUUUUCACGGACUAGCUUUCCACCAAGAGCAAUGAAUUCAGUUCAAAGAUAGUUGAGUUUUGUUAUUGCUCCAUUUAUUUUUGUUGAACCAAAGACCGAUCGGAUCUUUUCAGUAGCUUCCACAGUCAAGCGGGGUUUUAUACAAAAUGCUUGAUUCCAUAUAAUCUUCUCCAAAAAGACUUAUUGUGAAUAAACAGUAUGAAAAAACCUACAGCAGAUGGGCAAACAGGAACAUUCCAGCUUUUUAAAAAAUCAAUUUAAAAUUUUAUUCAGAGCACCGCAGCAAGUACAAAAGUUCUUCAUGAAAGUGGAUCGUCAAAGCCAAAGAUGAAAAUGAUGCUGAGUGCAUUGACACAGGUCUGAGGCAGUGCAGCGCUUGUUCUCUGCCAGGUAGAUGAGAGGAAAACACAAACUGUUUGAGUCUGAAUAAUGUUAGCUCAACCAGAGUGAAAACUGCAUGCCUCUACCUAAUCUGUGUAUCUAGCAUUUGUAAUACUCUAUGAAUAAUUUAUGGAUCUAAAUAAAGAUUUUCUUUUUCCAUCCCUUGCCUUUAGGUACUGUAAAGGUGGUAGCAAUAAUGACAAGCUCUGGUUACACUCAGGUUCAGAUUUUGGGGGGAAAAAAUCUAAUGAGCUGGCCUAAAGACUAAAGAGAAUCUGUUUUUUCCCCCCUAUGAACAUUGUGUAAGAUGCCUUUAUUUAAGUCAUGCUAAAGCAUGCAUAGGAUCUAUUUUGUUUGUAUGCUACUAAUGACCUACAGGAAUUUAAAAAAUGGUUUUGUUAUCAACCUUUUUUAUUCAGAUCAUUUUAAAAAUGUAUUUUUAGACAGUAUGUGAUGAGCACGAGCUCAUGCAGUAAGCGCUCAAAGCUUCAACUCAAUGAACCUAAAGCAGUAGAAAGACACAGCACGUAGCUUAACUGUUCCUCAGACUCAGGGUUAAGCUUUUUUAGACAAGCGCUAUAAACCAUCAGUCUUUACAAAAUAUAUAGAUUUGUGACAUAGCAUGGAUUUUAAAUAAAAAGUGAAAUCAAUUUUGGGAA